AAAUUUUUCUAGCAUGUUAGUACGCUAAGUACACUAAUUUCGUUAGCACUAAACUUUCAUUCCUUCCCCUGCAGGUUAAGAAUGGCUCUUUUAGGUCUCCUUUUAAUGGGAAUUUCCCUCAUGUUCCAAUCUGUCCAUGGCUAUGGUGGUUGGAUCAAUGCUCAUGCAACUUUUUACGGUGGAGGAGAUGCUUCUGGAACUAUGGGCGGAGCUUGUGGAUACGGAAAUUUAUACAGCAGUGGAUAUGGAACGAACACAGCUGCGUUGAGCACUGCUCUGUUCAACAAUGGGUUGAGCUGUGGAGCAUGUUUUCAGCUAAUGUGUGUGAAUGCGCGGCAGUACUGCUUGCCGGGGAUCAUUACAGUGACAGCCACAAAUUUCUGCCCACCAGGGGGUUGGUGUGAUCCUCCAAACCAUCAUUUUGAUCUCUCUCAGCCUAUUUUCUUGCGCAUUGCUCAAUACAGAGCUGGCAUCGUUCCUGUUGCCUAUAGAAGGGUACCCUGCAGAAGAAGAGGAGGAAUUAGAUUUACAAUCAAUGGUCACUCUUACUUCAAUUUGGUUCUUGUAACAAAUGUUGGAGGUGCAGGGGAUGUACACUCAGUGUACAUCAAAGGUUCAAGAACUCAGUGGCAACCAAUGUCAAGAAAUUGGGGCCAAAAUUGGCAGAAUAACGCUUACCUCAAUGGCCAAAGCUUGUCCUUUAAGGUCACCACAGGCGAUGGUCGCACUGUUGUUUCUUACAAUGCAGCUCCUACUUCUUGGUCCUUUGGUCAGACUUUUACUGGAGCACAAUUCCGUUAGAAUCCUAAAUAUUUAUCACAAUUUUACUAAAUAUUUAAUUUUAAAUAUUAUUCUAAGAGUUUGGCCUUAAUUUGAGGCAUUUACUCACCAUAAUUUAAGAAACAAAGACUAAAUAUCUGGGAAAAGCGCAGUUUGGCACUUUUUGUCCAUUGUAAAAUUGUCCAUUCAGUUGUGGAAGUAAAAAGAAUUGAUUUGGCCUACUUUUUUUGGUUGGUUAUUAACGUUUUGGGGACGGCAGUUGUGAGCUUUUACUGCUCAACUUAUAGUAUAAAUAGCAUUACAAUAUUGUGUGCAUAGAAGAAAAAAAUAUCUACUUUUUUUUUUUUACUGUAAAAGAGCUAAGCUCUAAUUAUGCUGAGUAUGUAUUCAAUUGUCUCUAGCUAUUUGUUUGUAAGAAAAUGUUACUAUAAUAAUAAAAGGAAACUUCAAGUUGUACUA
Messenger RNA from Solanum dulcamara, 1239 nucleotides. RefSeq names its product expansin-A10-like. The record is from RefSeq and is a predicted model, not a curated record. The coding region runs from base 82 to 801 and encodes 239 amino acids. Gene Ontology annotation, biological process: plant-type cell wall organization. NCBI's taxonomy places the organism in Eukaryota, Viridiplantae, Streptophyta, Magnoliopsida, Solanales, Solanaceae. Gene Ontology annotation, cellular component: extracellular region. The transcript is spliced from 3 exons.